AUGCUGGGCAUGUACGUGCCGGACAGGUUCUCCCUGAAGUCCUCCCGGGUUCAGGACGGGAUGGGGCUCUACACGGCCCGCAGAGUGAGAAAGGUGGGUGACCCGGCGGCAGCCUGCGCGCCCCUGCUCCUGCCGCGCUCUGUGCGCCUCCCGGGGUCGCCCCUCCUCAGGGCUGGGGGCUCUGCGGGCGUCCCUGCCGUCGCCCCUAGCCGGGGCCGACCGGGACCCCCGCGGGAAGGCCGGGGCCGACGGGGCGGCCUUCGCCUGCCGCGUCUCCCGAGCGGGCAGCGCCACGUAAGUGCCUGCGGGGCGCGCUCUGCUCCCGGUCGGUCCAGGGGCGGAACUGCCGCGGGCCGCCCUGCACCAAGAGGUCUUUCCUUUCCCCUGCAGGAAGUGAGUCCGGAUGGAGCCUCCCUCUUCCUCGGUGCUGGGAGUGAGCUGCGUCUUUGCGUUGGCGGAGCCGCGCGUGGGCGGGUGUCUUCACAGGCGCGCACGCAGCCCCGCCGCAGCCUUUCUUCCUUUAGGGUGAUUGGAAAUGUGAUCUAUCCCUACCAAGUUCACACUCGCACCGAACAGAUACUUUGUAAACGAGGUUUGGUGCAAACUCAGGAGCUUUUUAUAUUUCAGGUUCGUGGGAGUAAGGGAGAAGUUCUAUACAUUUUGGAUGCUACCAAUCCACGACACUCCAACUGGCUUCGCUUUGUUCAUGAGGCACCAUCUCAGGAGCAGAAGAACUUGGCUGCCAUUCAAGAAGGAGAAAACAUUUUCUAUUUGGCAAUUGAAGACAUAGAAACAGAUACAGAACUUCUGAUUGGCUACCUGGACAGUGACAUGGAGGCUGAUGAGGAAGAACAGCAAAUUAUAACAAUGAUCAAAGAAGGGGAAGUUAAAAAUUCUAAAGGACAAUCAACAGCUGGCAUAAAAGAUUGCCUUGGCUGUAAAGAGGACUAUGCUUGUCCCCAGUGUGACUCGAGUUUUACCAGUGAGGAAAUUCUUGCUGAGCACCUUCAGACAUUGCACCAGAAACCUACAGAGGAGAAAGAAUUUAAGUGCAAGAACUGUGGGAAGAAAUUCCCAGUUAAGCAGGCUUUGCAAAGACACGUUCUUCAGUGCACAGCAAAAAGCAGUCUGAAGGAUUCUUCACGAAGUUUUCAGUGCUCUGUUUGCAAUUCUUCCUUCAAUUCAGCAUCGAGUUUUGAGCAGCACCAGGAGACUUGCCGGGGAGAUGCCAGGUUUGUGUGCAAGGCCGACAGCUGUGGAAAGAGGCUGAAGAGCAAGGAUGCCCUCAGAAGACACCAGGAAAAUGUCCAUGCUGGCGAUCCUAAGAAAAAGCUCAUAUGUUCAGUGUGCAAUAAAAAGUGUUCUUCAGCAUCAAGCCUACAGGAACAUAGAAAGAUUCAUGAGAUAUUUGAUUGUCAAGAAUGUAUGAAGAAAUUUAUUUCAGCUAAUCAGCUAAAACGUCAUAUGAUCACUCACUCAGAAAAGCGACCCUAUAAUUGUGAGAUUUGUAAUAAAUCUUUCAAGAGGCUUGAUCAAGUGGGCGCCCACAAAGUAAUACACAGUGAAGAUAAACCUUAUAAAUGCAAGCUUUGUGGAAAGGGAUUUGCCCACAGAAAUGUUUACAAGAAUCACAAGAAGACCCAUUCUGAAGAGAGACCAUUCCAGUGUGAGGAAUGUAAAGCUUUGUUCCGGACCCCAUUUUCUUUGCAGAGACACCUUCUCAUACAUAACAGUGAGAGGACUUUCAAAUGCCAUCACUGUGAUGCUACCUUUAAAAGGAAGGAUACUUUAAAUGUUCAUGUCCAGGUGGUCCAUGAAAGACACAAGAAAUACAGAUGUGAGCUAUGUAAUAAGGCAUUUGUUACACCCUCAGUGCUUAGAAGUCACAAGAAAACCCAUACUGGAGAAAAGGAGAAAAUCUGCCCAUAUUGUGGCCAGAAAUUUGCCAGCAGUGGUACACUGAGAGUUCAUAUCCGUAGCCACACAGGUGAGCGGCCCUAUCAAUGUCCUUACUGUGAAAAAGGAUUCAGUAAAAAUGAUGGACUGAAGAUGCAUAUUCGUACCCAUACCAGGGAGAAACCUUACAAGUGCUCAGACUGCAGCAAAGCCUUCAGCCAGAAGCGAGGCCUGGAUGAGCACAAGAGGACGCACACCGGAGAAAAGCCUUUUCAGUGUGAUGUUUGUGACUUGGCUUUUAGCCUGAAGAAAAUGCUGAUCCGACACAAGAUGACUCACAAUCCCAAUCGUCCCCUGGCAGAAUGCCAGUUUUGCCAUAAGAAGUUUACAAGGAAUGACUACCUCAAAGUGCACAUGGACAAUAUCCAUGGCGAAGCUGACAGCUAA
Messenger RNA from Puma concolor (puma), 2343 nucleotides. Lineage: Eukaryota; Metazoa; Chordata; Mammalia; Carnivora; Felidae. The record is from RefSeq and is a predicted model, not a curated record.